Molecule: messenger RNA, 1389 nt
Organism: Kalmanozyma brasiliensis GHG001
Lineage: Eukaryota; Fungi; Basidiomycota; Ustilaginomycetes; Ustilaginales
Product: Glycoside hydrolase, family 43
Exons: 1
Coding region: 1-1389 (462 amino acids)
Biological process (GO): carbohydrate metabolic process
Molecular function (GO): hydrolase activity, hydrolyzing O-glycosyl compounds
Source: RefSeq, a predicted model, not a curated record
AUGAUCACCGCACGCAUCCUCUUCACGACCCUUCUGAGCGGCCUCCUCGCCUUCACAGCCACGUACGCUGCCGAGAACUACAUCGUCUCCGGCGAUCGGUGGCGCGACACCUCUGGCGCCUACAUCAACGCGCACGGUGCAGGACUUCUCUACUCUUCCUCCCUGUGGUACUGGGUGGGCGAGAACAAGAACUCAGGCAACGGGUUCCAGGGCUUCUCCCUCUACUCUUCCUCCGACCUGAUCAACUGGGACAGCCAUGGACUCAUUGUCCCACCCAACUCCUCUCUGCCUUUUCAAGUGGGCGAACGACCCAAGCUGAUCCAGAACCCGUCGACGGGCGAGUUCGUGCUGUGGUUCCACGCGGAUUCGUCCAACUACUCGCUGGCCAAGGUCGGUGUUUGUUAUGCGACCGAUGUGACAGGUCCCUACACGUGUCCCGAGGAAGGAGUGUUUAGUCCCCUUGGCAUGGAGAGUCGGGAUAUGAACGUCUAUGUUGAUCCAGCGAACGACGUGGGCUACCUGCUGUUUGCGACGAACAACAACGCCGAUACGGCCAUCGCCCGAAUGACAGAUGACUACAAGAACGUUACCUCGUUGAUCUCCACCAUCCACUCGCGACUCGAGGGCUUCGGUGUCUAUCGCAAGGACGGAUUGUACAACAUGGUCGUCUCCAACCAGUCGGGCUGGCAACCCAACGCCAACAGUCUCUACACCUCGACCGAUCUCGGAACCCAAACGCCGGUGUAUAGCAACUACAUCGCCCCGCAGUCGUACAACACUUGGAACAGUCAAAACACGUUUGAGAUCCAACCGAACGACAAACUCGAUGUCUACCUGGGCGAUCGGUGGUGGGUGACGAAUCUGGAAGAGAGCAGUUACGUCUGGUACCCCUUGGUCGAUCGACAACUCCUUCACCUUCCUUUGUGGAGACCCGACGCCGAUGCUGGUGCGGGAUACAGCGUUCCUGCGAACAAAACCUUCCCCCUCUCACCGUCCACCACGACGAUCGCGGGUAACAACACCCAAACCAAGUUCGCCGAGUGCUCCAUCUGCCCUUCUGGCCAAAUCGCCACCUACAUCGGAAACGGCUCAAGCUUCAACCUCAACCUCACCACCCCGAGCGGCAAUGCGGGGAACGUGUGGAUGAGCAUCUUCUACGCCAACCAGGACGCCUACCCAUCUUGGCGCUUCGGUGGGGUUGCUGUCAACGGCGGAGAUGUGCAGAACGUCACCUAUCCGACUGGAGGUAGCCCAGACGGCAUCUUGCAGGAUACCCCCGUCAAGGUGCACCUCCAGGCCGGGGAGAACAGCCUCACGCUCACCGGCGCACAGGAUGGCAGCUAUGCAGCCGACGUUAGCCACAUCAUUGUCUGGCAGAGUGACGAGUAG